CCCUCUGAUCCACUUCGCUUAUGCUGCAAGACCACAAAAUAAUGAGCAUCCAAGAAACAAAACAGCAUUCCUAUUUUAGGACGCCGACAUAGUCCGCGAGAAGUCACGACAUUUUUCACCAUAUUUUAUGUAUGCAAUUGUGAUCGAAUCGAAGACUCCUUACUCCAAAAUCCAACACAGGAAUAAGGUAUGGGGAUUCAAAUUUUUAACCUAAGAAAUAAAUUAAAUGUGAAAAAAUCGCAUGUUAUAAUAGUUUAAUUAAAAACCAUCAGCCAACAAUUAUUUUGUCCACUAUCAAAGGCGCACUGUUUUAUUGGUAAAGUAAAAAAAAAAUCUAAAGAAGAAUAAAGAAAGUACUAAAUUGCUAAAUCCUUAGCUUCUCCCCACUUAAAAAAUGACUAAAAAAAUAACGACAAAGAAUAAAAAGGCCGCGAACUCGUCAAAAGCAAUUGCAUGCCCAGACUUCAAAGUAAUAAACACAGUUAGGCAAGUGAAACACAAUUCCGAAAUAGAGAUUGAUGAAAUAUCCAUUCACAAUUACGUGAGCCAAAGUAAUAAAUACGUCAGAAAACUUUUGAUUUAUUUCUCCCCCGGAUCGCCCAUUAACCAUGCCCAUGUUCAAUAAUGACUUCACUCUAACGGGCAAUUAUUUCUAAGUAGUUGAGGGCGAUUUGAGGAAUCUUACGGGAUGCGAUGCAUAAGCAAGGGGGAGUUGCGAGCAGAUGGUAAGAUCACCUGUGCAACGUACAUAUUUUACUUAGAAAUAGAAACAGAAAAAGCAAAACAAAUAGAAAAUCAAGGGGACCUAGUUUAAUACGAGAAGUACUGAUACAACUAGAAAUGUUAACUAUCAAGGAUUUUAUCUUGGUUAAUACUAUUCAUAGAUUGAAAAUUUGUUCGUUAUGAAAUUAUGUGACAGGAGAGGAAUAAUAAUAAAAAAAACCACAAUAUCGAAAUUGUAUGUGCUAGGAGUAAUUGCCUUUGGUUAUACUAUUCAUAAGGAGACAAAUUCAUUUACAGGAUACAUAUUUUCAUGUCACAGCAGAAAAUGGACGAAAAUAAAUAAAAAAGAAAUGAAAACUUAGCAUAGCUUUUAUUCAGCAAUGGUCGCUGCAUAUUUGCUAGAAAAAAUAUAUUAGACAUCAUUCACAUCUAUAUAAUAAACCACAAAAUAAGCAACAUUCGGAUAUAAUAAAUAAAGACAAAGAAAGACAGAUUUAGCAUAGUUUGUAUUUAGAAUUGGUCGGCGAGUUUUACUAGAUAAAAUUAUGAGAUCUAUUCCAAUAAGGAAUUCCCAUUCGUAAAGGCAAAAGGUUUAUAUUCAUGCCAUAGCGGGGGUGAUAAUAAAAGACAACACGAUCGUGAUCAGCUUUGGUUGGCGAUCUUUUGCUAAAGAAAACAAUUCUCGUGAUAUAUCACCUGCUCAUUUGGAAACUUUCGUUGGUGGGAAAGGCUUAUGUUUAUUGUACAUAGCAAGGGCAAAGUCAAGAAAAGAAAAGAAGGAAGGAUUUGCCACGCUUUCUAUUGAGAACAGGUCGGCGCAUUUGUAAUGGGAACCAGUUUAGCAUUAUUCACCAGUUUGCAAGGGUGACGAUGAAGCAACUACGAUGCGGGUAGUCAGUUGGCAAAGAAGGCAUUCAUUCAGAGCAGCCAAUUACUGCUUCCUUCGGAGAGGAUCAAAGCGCUCUGUUUGUCCGAUUGGGUAGUUUUGAAGACCACGAAUGCAAGUCGAAGGGGAAAGAUAAGGGGCCUUUUCUAACGAAUUAUCGUCCUUCGUAUCGUCCUUCCAUUAGUCGUUCAACGACAUAGGGUUACAAAGAGCGCGUCUUCGCCAUUGGAAAAACAAUUUUAAAAAUUCAGUUAAGUUUAUGCACCGAUACCAAGACAACAGCGAAAUGCCAACACUCGAAAAGGGUCAUAGAAAGACAUCGUAAAGUUGAAUAAUAAAAUGCGCUUUAAUAGACAUCAAGACAUCUGGAGUAUACUAAAUCGAAACGAAGUAAGCUUUACAGAAUAAAUAUCAACAGAAGAAAAUACUAUGGCUUUCAAGUAAGGAAGGAGCAAGAAUCUCGUACUAGGUUUCUGGAAAUAGGCAAGGAAGUCGUAACGAUUCCUGGUAAUGCGAUACUGCCAUAUUACAAAUGUAACAUUUACUUGCCAUUUACAGAGCGAAGCAGGUUUAUUGGCAGACGUGAAACAAUUACACACAAAACAAACGAGCCAAAGAUAAGGAAGUGGGCAAGCAAAGACACAAAGAACGGAUUAAGUAGACUGCAAAACAAAGAAACAAAACAAAGAAACGUGAAAACAAAAGAAAAUAACAAAAGCGCACACACAAGCAAGCAAAUUAACAUGCAAACAAACAGGCAAGAUUGGACGGCCGGUUAACAACUCGAAAACUACUUUGCUUAAACUUUCUAGCAAACAUUCUACCACUGGACGAGAAAAAAAAACAUUAAACUGGCAGGAAUAUGAUUGAAGGAAACCUUAGCAAUGCAGCCAGCACUAUCAGGUCUCAGUUGGGCUCUAGGAUCGUGUUCAUCGCCGCCAAUACAUUGAUCGGUCUGGUGGCCAUUAUCGGCAACACGCUUCUUCUCGCCUCAGUGAACAAGACUCGCGCCUUACAGACCAUCUCUAACGCGUUCGUGUGCUCCCUGGCGCUAGCUGACCUACUGGUAGGGCUUAUAGCCGCGCCACUUAACAUCCUACGGGUCGAGUCCACCCACAACGCCUUCAACAAGGCCUUUGACCUUAGCGUUAUCCACAGCCUUGUGGCAGCGACCUUUAGCUUGACCGCGGUCUCGUGCGAUCGCUUUAUCGCAAUAUCGCGGCCACUACGUUAUCCGUCACUCAUGACGCCUAAAGUCACUACUAAAGUACUCGCACUCAUAUGGUUCACUGCUACCAUAGAGGCGAUACCCAGUGUAUUCCUGUACGGCCGAGCACUCAUGGUGUACUGGGUAACCCACGUGAUCCUGACCGUGAUGCUCCCCGCGUGUGUCGUCAUAGUGUGUUACGUAAAGAUCUUCAAGAUCGCGAAACGACACUCGCGUGAUGAAAGGGUGCGACCGAGUGCCGCGGUUGUGGAUGCGACCUUCUCGGUCAAUUACCAUAACAGCAAUGCCGCGCAGACUUUUGCCAUAAUCAUCGCGAUAUUUGUAGUGUCAUUUUUACCUAAUUUGGUUUGUAAUUUAAUGGACGCGGCUUUGUACGCCGCGAGAGAUGGUAUGCUGCCCGAGUACUUCUUCUGGUCAAACUGCGUGAUGUUCCUCAGUUCAGCCAUCAAUCCGAUGAUUUAUGGCGCUCGGAACAAGGAAUUUAGGUCGGCGUUUAAAAGACUUUGUCUGAUUUAGACAGUACGAUUUAGUCGUAUGCGACCUGCCUACGACAAUGUAUUUAACUCUGAACUACAAACUAAAAAUUUCGUAGUCGAGCAUAGUAGCGGAGUCGUAGGCUGAUUUACACUAAGACUCGAGUUGUAAAAGUGUCACGGGCAAGUCGAAUACGACUAAAUCGUGCCAUCUAAAUCAGCCUUUAGCGACAGAUAAAACAAGGCCAGGUUAGUGGAUACCGUAUCUGUUACGCACCUAGUUUCCCGUGCUCCAAAUAAGAGGGAACUUCAUGGUUCAGAUUUUAACCUAAACUAUAUGGUUCUUUUUUGAGGGCGCGUCUCAAAAUAGGACACAUCUCAGUCAAAUUAGAGGGAAUUGCAUGGUUUAGAUUUUAACCUAAACUAUAUGGUUCUUUUUUGAGGGCGCGUCUCAAAAUAGGACACAUUUCAGCCAAAUUAGAGGUAAUUUCGUGGUUUAGAAUUUAGCCGAGACAAUGUUCCUCGUGCCUCUGGGCUAUCAAAUGCCACUUAAGACAGUUUAUUUAAUAAGCCGUUACCAACAAGACAUUUUGUAGCCUUCUAAAAUGGCCAUACACUCUUAUAAGAGGACAUAGACCCACAGAAGGAUGAUCUCUAAGCAUUAGAAGUUUGGUUUUAAAUGUAAACUUUUA
Molecule: messenger RNA, 4002 nt
Organism: Nematostella vectensis (starlet sea anemone)
Lineage: Eukaryota; Metazoa; Cnidaria; Anthozoa; Actiniaria; Edwardsiidae
Product: dopamine D2-like receptor
Exons: 1
Coding region: 2472-3353 (293 amino acids)
Biological process (GO): G protein-coupled receptor signaling pathway
Cellular component (GO): membrane
Molecular function (GO): melanocortin receptor activity
Source: RefSeq, a predicted model, not a curated record